AUGACUUCUAUAAGAAACCUGGCCCGGGCUGCAAUCAUUUUAUGUGCCAUAUGCUUUUUGACAACCUCUGAUGGAAGACCAAUGAUGAAAAGGUCAGUGAGUGAGAUGCAGUUAAUGCAUAACCUCGGUGAGCAUCGGCACACGGUGGAGAGACAGGACUGGCUGCAGAUGAAGCUGCAGGAUGUGCACAGUGCCCUGGAGGACGCUCGCACCCARAGGCCUCGCAGCAAGGACGACGUUGUCCUGGGCCGGAGGUUGCUCCCGGAGCAUUUGCGGGCAGCAGUGCAGAAGAAAUCCGUGGAUCUGGACAAGGUUUACAUGAAUGUCCUCUUUAAAACAAAGCCAUAA
Malurus melanocephalus (red-backed fairy wren) is the source of this 348-nucleotide messenger RNA. RefSeq names its product parathyroid hormone (gene PTH). Lineage: Eukaryota; Metazoa; Chordata; Aves; Passeriformes; Maluridae. The coding region runs from base 1 to 348 and encodes 115 amino acids. The record is from RefSeq and is a predicted model, not a curated record. Gene Ontology annotation, cellular component: extracellular region. Gene Ontology annotation, molecular function: hormone activity; parathyroid hormone receptor binding. The transcript is spliced from 2 exons. Gene Ontology annotation, biological process: cell-cell signaling; intracellular calcium ion homeostasis.